Molecule: messenger RNA, 1882 nt
Organism: Sipha flava (yellow sugarcane aphid)
Lineage: Eukaryota; Metazoa; Arthropoda; Insecta; Hemiptera; Aphididae
Product: G protein-activated inward rectifier potassium channel 3-like
Exons: 5
Coding region: 179-1582 (467 amino acids)
Biological process (GO): regulation of monoatomic ion transmembrane transport; potassium ion import across plasma membrane
Cellular component (GO): plasma membrane
Molecular function (GO): inward rectifier potassium channel activity
Source: RefSeq, a predicted model, not a curated record
UACAAAUGUACGUACACAAGGUCCCAGCGCCGCGUGCACGUAAUGAGUUUUGACUAGCUUCAGUCGCACAGAUCCAUUCAUCAUCGGCACGCGCGUCGAUUGCCCAUCGAACACUGCUGCAGACGGCUUAUCAGCGAGGUGAUAUUACAGGUGAGAGAUUACCGACGCCGCGUGACCGAUGAGUAGUUCUGCGGCGGACGAGCGAAUCCAGCGGAAAAUGAAGAUGAACAAGCUGCCGAAAAAACCCGAGUCCGGAACGUCUAGACCGGCGCCGCCGCCGCCGGUGGCCGAGAACGUGUUGGCCAAACGUCCGGACGUGUUGCACCUGGCCGGGUACAAGGACGGUAACGGCGACGGGGUGGCCAACAACGCCGGGGUGGCCGAUGCGGCCGGCGACGAUCGGGUGGACCCGAACGAAAAGCUGCUCCUGUCGCCCGCGUCCGACGUUUCGUCCGCGGUCAUCAUCGACUUGCACACCCGCGCCGACGGACAGCCCGUCACCACCCCGUCCAUCGUACGCCAGUCGUGCUUCAAAAAAUCGAACUUGAUGUCGUCGUCGAUGUACCGGAAGACCCGGCGGCGGGCGCUGUUCAAGAACGGCGAGUGCAACAUUGUGCUGGCCAACGUGUCCAAGCUGCGGCGCCGGUACAUGCAGGACCUGUUCACCACGCUGGUGGACGCGCAAUGGCGGUGGACGCUGCUGGUGUUCUGCGCGAGCUUCGUGCUCAGCUGGCUGAUCUUCGGCGUCGUCUGGUACCUGAUCGCCUACACGCACGCCGACCUCGCCGAGGAGAACAUAAAGAACACGUCGUGGUCCCCGUGCGUGAUCAACAUGCAAACGUUCAUGGCCAGCUUCCUGUUCAGCGUGGAGACCCAGCACACCACCGGCUUCGGUUACCGCAUGAUCACCGAGGAGUGCCCCGAAGCCGUGGUGCUGUUCUGCUUGCAGAGCAUCGCCGGCCUCAUGAUCCAAGCGUUCAUGGUGGGCAUCGUGUUCGCAAAGAUGGCCCGACCGAAGCAACGUAGUCAAACACUGCUGUUCAGCAGAAACGCCGUGAUAUGUCAACGAGACGGGCAGUUGUGCUUCAUGUUCCGCGUGGGCGACGUGAGGGAAAAAUCACGACUGAUCGGGACCACGAUCAGGACGCGGUUCAUUCGAUCGCGCGUGACGCCGGAAGGAGAGACGUUAUCGCCGAACGUUACGCACUUGAAAGUGUCCGUCGACGACUUCGACGAGGAAAUGUUCCUGAUGUGGCCCACGGUGGUGGUGCACAAGAUCGACAAGCAGAGCCCGAUGUACGGGAUGAGCGCCGCGGCGUUGCUGAACGAACGGUUUGAGGUGACGGUGGUGCUGGAAGGCACCACCGAGUCGACGGGGCAGACCACGCAGGCGCGCACCUCGUACCUGGCCUCGGAGGUGCUGUGGGGCCACCGGUUCCGGCCGCUGGUCAAGUACUGCAAAACGAAGCUGUCGUACGAGGUCGAUUACUCGCAGUUCCACGACAUGUGCAAGGUGGACACGCCGCUGUGCAGCGCCAAGGACCUGGAAGCGUACCUGACCGUCAACGAGUCGAACCGAUGAUGCGCGGGCGUGCGCCGCUGCCCGUGAAUUGCGUCCCAAAAAUCCUUUUUUCCGCGUGAACUGCGCCCCGACCGUAUUUAACGACUACGCGAAUCGCGUCCCUACGUAAGAACAUUAUUUCCCUUCACAAUUACGUACAGACUUAGGACUGCCGUUUGCAAAUGAUAACUGUCGGCGGGUAGAAAAUAUCGAUUUCUGUCGUUGUUACGCGCAAUUAGAAAUAAGUCAAAUGUAAAUAUGUAUGUUCAAACUACAGGAAUGUAAUAUAAUAAAAUCAAAAUAAACAAAAUAAAACUAUUA